UAUGAGGGUUUCAUUUCGAAAGUUGACGGAACGGAUCGUCGUGCUCGUGCUCAGCACGUGCGUGGUUUGCCUUCUCCUGCAGAACAGUAUGUUACAACAGUCAUACACGGGCUAUUUGAUUAUUCAUCAAACCAGUGGCGGUUCUUUUGCUGUGAGAUCGAGAAAAUAUUUAGAAUCAGACCAUGCAAUAACAAGAUCACAAGAUGAUGUUAAUAAACAGAACGAUACUGGAAACAGUUUGACAACCACCGCUACCCCAUACCAUGACACUUUGCUGCAAUGGCGCCAGUAUCAGAAAGAGGCUCUUGCAGUGUUUAUAUUGAGCGCCAUUGGUUCAAAUUUUACGUUACAACGAGGCUAUAAAAGAGAAAUCAAAUUAAAUGGUUGGGAGGGAAUGAAACAUAGGAACAUGAAGAUUAAGUGCUGUGUAUUGUGGAAUUCAAAUAAAUUUACAUAUUAUUUGGCUCCAGAGAAAAUUUACUGGAAGAAAAGCAGACUUCCGGCUACACAAUUUACAUGUCCAAUUAGAGGGCCGUUAAUAGAUGUAAGAGGGAUAACGCUAGAAUUUAGUAAGAAAAAAUGUCCAAGAGACGAAUCUGUGUAUAUCAAACCAUUUCUACCCAAGGUACAACCGAAACACUCGUUUGCAAUUUGUGUUAAAAUAGUCUAUGGUAACAUUGAUAUGAAGCUACUAGUUGAUUGGAUGGAAUUCUACCGGGAAAUGAAGGUGGAUAAGGUGUUUAUGUUUACAUAUAAUCUGACAAACAAUAUAGAAACUGUGUUGCAACAUUAUACAAAUAUUGGUUUCUUAGACAGAAGACAUUUUGAUUUUCCAUGGAAAAAAGAUGGACUUAUGAAACGAGAGGUAGGGGUGAAGUCGCCAAACGUUUGGCAGGAUGAGCAGGUUGUUGUGUUCGAUUGUUACCAGCGUCUCCAUGGUUAUACGUAUAUCGCCAUUGUUGACCUUGACGAGUUUCUGUUACCAAGGAGACACAAAGAUAUAAAAGGCAUGAUGAGAAAUUUAACUGAACAAUUUCCUAAAGCUGCCGGAUUUACAUUUAAGAGUUAUAUUUUCGCAAAAGACUGGAACAAAACAGUUACCACAAGUGGUUCUGAUAUUGUGCAAUAUUUACGAAGAACACCGGCGCUCUAUACGAGACAGAAAAAUGUCCUUAUUCCUGGCCGGAUCCGACCAGAUAGCAUCGACACACACGAGUUCGAGCCUUUGGAGGGUUACGAAAGAGUUACUGUACUGGAGACUACGGCAGCCAUUAAUCAUUAUCGCACGUGCUACUCAGACUUCCAGAGACUGUGCAAAAACAAGAAGAAACGAAUAUUUGACAAAACAAUAUUAAAAGUGGUUGAAAAAUUUCACAAUAGAACGUUAUGGAUAAAUGAUUUUAAAAAGUAGCAUUUUAUACGCUAGGGAAGAUUGUUGUCACCACACAAUUAUGCCAAUAUGGUAUAAUAAGAUUUUGAAAGAAAUAGCGUCGCAGACUGAAUUUCACAACGCGGACGUCUGUCCAAAUUCCAGGUCGGUGACAGUCGUAAGUAAUAAGACCGCUAUAAAGUACACAGAAUAUAACUGGGAUGUUUUAAAAGAAGGCAUAAUUAUAUGGUUAUCGUUGAACGGCAAGAAAAAGCGAACACUCCAUCCUGUUACUACAUCUUUUCUGGAAGGCUUCAAGACCUGACGAAAUUUUUCUUACAGCUUCAUCAUUGUUUACACAUAGUACGAUUUUUUGCCCUAACUCUUAGUACUACAAAUGGAAUUCUGCUUUUUUUCUCUCAGAUGUCAUAUUGUAUUCAGUAUUCUUUAACGUACCGAUUGUAAGCUUCAGUCACUAUAUAUACAUGUACUGUGAAAAUUGCGACGGAUAUUUAUCGGUCAAUAGUGCCACGUCAUUCAAGCGAUCAUAAGGUACCGUUCAAAGAAAUCUUGUGGCACUUUCGGUCGAUAGUUGCUGAUCAGUGAUGUCACGCGAUACUUGCAGAAAGUUCUUUCAAAUGGUAUUUGCAGUCGCUGAUUAUCAGCAAGUUAUGUCAAAUGAUAUUGACAGUCGCUAGAACUGCAUAGUUACCGAUCAGUAAUGUCAAAUGAUACUAGCUGUCGCAAGGUACCAAUCACUUAUGCCAAAAGAUCUUUGCAGUCUCUAGUUACCGAUAAGUGAUGUCAAAUGAAACUUGCAGUCACACUUUAGUUACAAAUUAGUUAUGUCAAAUGAUAUUUACAGCCUCUAGUUACCAAUAAGAGAUGUCAAAUGAUACUUGGAGUCGCUAGUUAUUGGUCAGUGAUGUCAAAUGGUGCAUGCGGUCGAUAGUUACCAGUCAGUGAUGUCAAUGAUACUUUUACUCGAUAGUUCCGAUCAAUGAUGUCAUAUGAUACCUGCAGUCAAAUUAUACUUACACUCGCUAGAUGCCGAUCAGUGAUUUCAUAUCAUACUUUCAGUCGCUAGUUACCGAUCAAUGAUGUCAAAUGCUAUUUGCAGUCGCUAGUUACCGAUCUAUGAUGUCAAAUGAUACUUGCUGUCGCUAGUUACCGAUCUGUUUAGUCAAAUGAUAUUUGCAGUCGCUAGUUACCGAGUUACCGAUCGGUGUAGUCAAAUGAUACCUGUAGCCGCUGGUUACCGAUCAGUGAUAUCAAAUGAUACCUGUAGUCGCUAGUUACCGAUCAUUGUAGUCAAAUGAUACUUGCAGUCGCUAGUUACCGAUCAGUGUAGUCAAAUGAUACCUGCAGUCACUAGUUACCGAGUUACCGACCGGUGUAGUCAAAUGAUACCUGCAGCCGCUAGUUACGGAUCAGUGAUGUCAAAUGAUACUUGCAGCCGCUAGUUACCUAUCGGUGCAGUCAAACGAUACAUGUGGCCGCUUGUUACCGAAUAGUGAUGUCAAAUGAUACUUGUAGCCGCUAGUUACCGAUUAGUGUAGAGUCGCUAGUUACCGAUUAUCGAUGUCAGAUGAUUCACGCAGCUGCUAGUAACAAACCAUAAAGGCAGGCAGUACUUACCUACUUAUCAAGUCACAACGGAUAUUUACCAAUUAAAUCGCGAUUGGCCUUCACCGAUUUGUGAUAUCACGUGGCAGUUACGAUCUAUAUUUACCGACCAGUGAUGUCAUGUGAUUUUUAGCUCGACUAUACGAAGUAUAAGGAGAGCUAUCCUACUCGCCCCAGCGUCGGCGUCGGCGUCGGCGUCUUUCCGCGUCCCCACCUUGGUUAAAGUUUUGGUGCACUUUCUCCUUUUUCAACUUAUCUCUGUAAUUACUCGAUGGAUUUGAUUCAAACUUGAAAUACUUAUUCCUCAUCAUCAUCCACAUUAUCUGACAUAAGGGCCAUAACUCUAGCACCAAUAUUUCAUGAAUUAUCCCCCUUUUUCACUUAGAUUUUCAGGUUAAAGUUUUGGUGCACUUUCACUCUAUCUCUGUUAUUACUGAAUGGAUUUGAUUCAAACUUAAAAUAGUUGUUCAACAUCAUCACCCACAUCAUAUGACACAAGGUGCAUAACUCUGCCACCAUUUUUUCAUGAAUUAUUCCCCCUUUUUACUUAGAAUUUUAGGUUAAAGUUUUGGUGCACUUUCACUCUGUCCCUGUUAUUACUGAAUGGAUUUGAUUCAAACUUAAAAUAAUAGUUCAACAUCAUCACCCGCACCAUAUGACGCAAGGUGCAUAACUCUGGCACCAAUGUUUCAUUAAUUAUUCCCCCUUUUUACUUAGAAUUUUAGGUUAAAGUUUUGAUGCACUUUCACUCUGUCUCUGUUAUUACUGAAUGGAUUUGAUUCAAACUUAAAAUAGUUGUUCAACAUCAUCACCCACACUAUAUGACACAAGCUGCAUAACUCUGGCACCAAUAUUUAAUGAAUUAUGCCCCUUUUUGCUUAGGAUAUACUUAUAUAGUGUUUGAUACAUUUUAUCUUUACCUCUCUUAUUACUUUAAGUUGAUAUUUUUGACAUAGACACAGGCUAUUGUGCAAUAUCUUCAUCCACAAUUGGAGUCAUUUAACACCCCAGUGACAGCUCUAGUUUCCUCAGAUGUGCCCAGUUCCACUAUCCAGCAUCAAAAUAGUCGAGCGCGCUGUCUCCUGUGACAGCUCUUGUUACGGGUAUCAUUCAAUGACAUCACUUGAUAUUUAAGAAAUGAAAUGAUUUUUUUUUCGGUGUUCAUUCGCUAGCGGUUCAUGUUUAAUUUGCCGAUCCUAUUCUGUCGUUCAUUUCGCAUGAACAUCGAAAAAAAUAGUUUCAUUUCUUAUAUUUACAUUUUAUUUCCUUUCCAUUUGUAAUUAAAUUAAACAAAAUAAUAUUAUAAAUUCCACAUAUUUCGUGGCAUUUAACAUUAAAACCAGCUUCCCGGCCAUUCUGUUCACCAGACGGAACAACUGCGACGUCAUCUAAGGAACGUUCUCCCAGAACUACACGUAACGCGGACGUCGUCAAAACAACGGUCGAUUAUCCCUAAGCAGCGAUGACGUAACUUUCUUUUCCUUUUGCUGUUUAUACGAAAUGAACGUCAUAAUUUUCAAUGGAAAAGAAUAGGGCGAAUGUAAAUAUUUGUGAUUAAUAAUUGUUCCUCUUAAUUGAGGCGACUAUCUGACUGAACACGCCCCGCGGAUUACAUACCGUAUUACUAAACCCGAGGAUGGAAAAGAUGUCAAACAUCUUAUUUGUUUAAAGGUUAACAUACAUCGUUACUAAAAAAAUACCUUCGAAUGCAUGGUCAAUAUGUGAAAACAAACCCCACUUCGACCCUCUAAUUGUGCGAAACAAAUUCACGCAUCGAAUGGUACUCUACAUGUGGACUGACCGGGUCAAUGUUUUUAGCCAGUGUUUCUUAAUUGCCGUAUUUACUCUUAAUUGCCGUAUUUACUCAACUGAAAGUGGUAACGGAUUUACCUUGUUGUAGGAUUCAACAACUUACAUGUAUGUUAGCGUAAAUACUUUGGAAAUAGCGGACUUGACAUUUUUCGGUAGUAGAAAACAACAUUCUUUUUCAAAAUUCUAGUUAUUUUGUAUUUGGUACAGAAAUAAACGCACCCUUGGUGCAAGAUGUAACGCCAUCGGGGGCGUUUAAACGCGGGGAUACGGAAUGUCAAUAAGGUAGAAUGGGUCUUGUCCUUGUGUCCGAUCCUGGGGUUCCACACACUGAUGACCAAUAUUUAAAACAGACAUUGCAACCAAAAUUUUACAAGAUUAUCAUCAUAUAUUUAUAUUGAUGUGCCCUAGAAGGAACUUUUGCUCUGCGUUAUCUUGUUUUAAUACUAUUAGUAAGGUAACGUACACGUUUCGUAAAUCUUACAACUUCUACUUUCUGACCAGUGAGCUCUUAAACAUUUGUUACUGACUAUUGUAAUUUCAAUUUGUUGAAGCGGUGUUUUAAUAAUUCAAUUAUUUUGCUUACAUUAUAAUGUACGUAAGGAAAAAUGCAAUGAAAUUUAUGUUAUUUGCUUAUAUUCUUAUACAUCCGAAGGACAGCAAAAGGUCAAGAUUAGAAUGACCUUCAGACUGGAAAAAGUUUUAGAUCAAUAACUGGAGAAAGUUUGGACCUAUAUGAUCAACCUUCAAAGAAUGAUUGCCUGUGGUCAGUAUAGGUGACCCUAAAUUCAAAAGGUCAAAGGUCAAAUGUGAAUGUGUCAAAUGUCAAUGUGACAUUGAAACUAAAUGGUUUCUCAGAAAUUGCUGGAGAAUGCUUAUGCAUAUUGUCAUCAUUCUUCAUAGAGUUAAGCCAAUAGUCAGUAGAUGACCCUUGUUGUUUAAAUUUGUUCAUUAAUUUUUUAUGCUCAAAAACCACCCACGUCAGAUGAAAGCAGUUACCUCCGUCUGCCAUCAUCUAGAUUACCCACGACAUAUUAAAUCAGCAAACUAUUACAAUAACAAACAUCAUGCUAUCAGCCGAUAAAAAAGAAAUAGUUAAAAGUGUUACCGUCUUGGGCCAUUUUUCACAAAAUAUAGUGUCAGUUAAUACACAGUCCUCUAUAAGUUAACCUUUCGCCUGCUGCAGGCAAGUGGUUCAGCUUUUGCGACCAGUGCAGACCAUGAUCAGCCUGAUCAUGGUCUGCACUGUUCGCUAUACAGUCAAUAAAUUUUCAUUGAAUAUCCCUUCAAAUAAUAAUGUUACUGUCCAAACUGAAUAAUGGACCAGUCCAUUUUAGAAAUUUAGCAGGCUAAAGGUUAAGGAAGACAAUGUUAGCCUGCUUUGCCUUUGCAAACCAAGAUCAGCCUGCACAUCCGUCUGCAAUGUCAGUAAUGUCUGCAAUGUCAGUAAAUUUUCAGUGAACAUCCCUUUGAAUAAUAACUGGUACUGCCCAAGUUAAAUUUUGAGAAAAUAUUAUUCCUUUGCCAAGAUAGUUGGGCGCAUCUUUGAUGAGUAUAGGUCAAUUCUCAGCCAACCGGGGUGGGGUGGGGUGGGGGGGGGGCACGAGCCCCCUCGGCACCCCUCUGGAUCCGGGCCUGCUAUGACGUCAUAGUGUAUGAGCGAUUUAUAAUUUAUUAUAUCUUAUUUAUAAUAUCAGCGGUAGGCAAUAAAAAUGAUCUAAUAUGACUGUCAGAGUAAAACAGCUGUUUACCCAACUCCUUGGACAGACAGGCAAACGGACGCUUUUCAACGCCAUAAGCUAUAUCGUUACACUUUUGCUCAGUAGGUACAAUGGUAGUCCAACUCGUGACAUAAUUAUCACUUUCAUUUCAUUUCAGUCUGACAUUACGUCCAGCUCGGCCACGUCUGAAAACAGGCGUAAUCAUUAGUGAUUAACAUCCGAACAUAAAUUAUAGGCUUCACAGUAUGAACAAUGAAAUAAAUAUAUUUAAUUUGCUGUAGGUAAUGCAUUUAUCUCGUGAACAGACAAGUUAGUUGACAUGUUCUGCAUAAAAAUGUAUUACACAAAAAGAAGCACAAAAAUAAAUUUGCUAUUCAGAAAUAGUUUUCUUUUCGCCAUUAAAUCAUCACUAUGUUUGCAAUCAUGCUUGAAAGACUGAAGUACGCAGAUUUUAGACAGACCGUCAGGGGAGGUAACGAGAGUCGCGCAUUGGGACAAGUACGGCACCGCGCUUUAACCUUUGUACUAGGCAGUAAGUUUUCUACCAACAAAGUAAAUUGGAGUUAUUAUUUUUAUAUCGAUGCCAAUUUUGACAUCUAGACCAUUUAGAAAAUAAUAUUUUGUAUCUAAAAUAAUGAUCUAAACGAAAGUCUUCACAAGUUUGCUAUUCACAAACCGGGAGGUGGUGUAACAUCGAUAUAGCUUUAAUUCUGUUUAAAAUUCAGGGAUGCGUUGAAUGAUGGAAUAUAUUCUCUUCCAUUUAAGUACACUCUUGUAAUGUAAUAUUGCAGGUACUUUGCAUCAAAACCAAAGUUGUAGUUAAACUGUACAGAUAUAGCGUCAUCAAGUUUAGUUAUGUAAAACAUUAGGCAACCAACUUCCAUUUAGUUUGACAGUAUGCCUAAUCAUUAGGCAGAACAAUAUUUUAGAAAUGCACAUGAAGAAAUACAUACCAGUUCAUCAGUGGACCAGUUCAUUUUCUAUGCCCAUCUCUUUAAUGAUACAUCCAUUAUGUGCUUCGACAUUUUUGCCACAUUUAUAUCAGAAAUAAAAAAGUCUGUCUUUUC
Molecule: messenger RNA, 7592 nt
Organism: Mercenaria mercenaria
Lineage: Eukaryota; Metazoa; Mollusca; Bivalvia; Venerida; Veneridae
Exons: 5
Coding region: 2-1411 (469 amino acids)
Source: RefSeq, a predicted model, not a curated record